GCCGGAGAGACGCGUUUCGGGAAGCUUUUUCCAGCGGUCACCGGCAUGGAUGGGUCUGUGUGGAACAGGAGCAACUCGGCUAAGCCGCUCCCUGGAGCCCGGGACAAGAUGAAAGAGAAUUACAAGAAGGUUCCGGAAAGAGUGACACUCAAAAAAGAGAUUGGACUGCUGAGCGCGUGCGCUAUUAUUAUAGGCAACAUUAUCGGCUCCGGAAUCUUCAUCUCGCCCAAGGGGGUCCUGGAGCACUCGGGCUCGGUGGGGCUGGCGCUCAUAGUGUGGGUGCUGGGCGGCGGCGUCUCGGCCCUGGGCUCCCUCUGCUACGCUGAGCUGGGGGUCACCAUUCCCAAGUCCGGCGGCGACUACUCCUACGUGACGGAGAUAUUUGGAGGCCUGACGGGGUUCCUCCUUCUGUGGAGCGCAGUGCUCAUCAUGUAUCCCACCACACUGGCUGUCAUCGCUCUCACCUUCUCCAACUACGUCCUGCAGCCGGCCUUCCCGUACUGCGCGCCGUCAUACGUGGCCACCCGCAUCCUCUCCACCGCCUGCAUCCUGCUCUUGACUUGGGUAAAUUGUUCCAGCGUGCGCUGGGCCACCAGGAUCCAGGACGUGUUCACAGUGGGGAAGCUGCUUGCGCUGGGGCUCAUCAUUGUGGUGGGACUUGUGCAGCUCUGCAAAGGACAUUAUGAGGCCCUACACCCACAAGCAGCUUUUGAAUUCCUACGGCCGGUCUCAGUGGGACAGGUGGCCCUGGCCUUCCUGCAGGCCUCCUUCGCAUUCAGUGGCUGGAACUUUCUUAACUAUGUCACAGAGGAGGUGGUUGAGCCAAGACGGAACGUUCCCCUCGCCAUCUACAUCUCCAUCCCCCUGGUGACGCUCGUGUACACCCUCACUAAUAUUGCCUAUUUCUCCUCGAUGACGCCGGAAGAGCUGCUGGCCUCCAACGCGGUGGCUGUCACAUUCGGGGAGAAGCUACUGGGCAUGUUCUCCUCCAUCAUGCCCAUCUCUGUGGCCUUGUCAACAUUUGGAGGCAUCAAUGGCUACCUCUUCACCUCCUCCAGAUUGUGUUUCUCUGGGGCCAGAGAAGGGCACCUACCCAGCCUACUAGCCAUGAUUCAUUUGAAGCACUGCACCCCCAUUCCAGCCCUUAUGCUUUGUUGCACUGCCACCAUUGUGAUUCUCUGCAUUGGGGAAACGCACAACCUCAUCAACUACGUGUCCUUCAUCAACUACCUGUCAUAUGGGGUCACCAUUGGAGGUCUGCUCUACUACCGCUGGAAGAAGCCUAGUCUGUAUCGACCCAUCAAGGUGAACCUCAUGGUCCCUAUCAGCUACCUGCUCUUCUGGGCCUUCUUGCUUGGCUUCAGCCUGUAUUCAGAACCUGUGGUGUGUGGUGUCGGUUUGGUCAUCAUGCUCACCGGUGUGCCAGUCUACUUCUUGGGUGUGAGCUGGAAGGACAAACCAAAGUGCAUCUAUGACUUCAUUGCAUCCAUCACAUACAUGGGACAGAAGCUGUGCUUUGUCGUCUUCCCCCAGAUCGACCCCCUCGAACAGGCCAACCCGCCCCAAUCCUGAGCUCCACUUCUGGGAGAAUCCUUUACACGUCUUUUCUUCUUUCUUCACUACCUGCUCUCCCCUUGUGGUCUUUUCUGGAAGGAACCGUUGAAUGUUUCUCAUUUUGUAAUGACAUGAUUUUUUAAAUUGUUCUAAUAUUUUGUAAGGGGCUUUACAGGUGGAAAAAAAAUGUUUUCGGCUAAAUCCGGUCAUACGAGUUCUGCAAGUGCAUCUUUGUAUUGUUCAAGAGAUGGGCAGCAACAGCUUCAUGGUUCUUCCAUUUCCAGUUAUGUGGAACAUGGCUGCACCUGAAGUCUACUCAUUACCACAUUGCUAAAGGGAUCAAGGAUGGGUAUUGCUGGAGACAGGCUGUGUCUUUUCUCUCUUUCGUAAAGCAGCAGGGGAUCCAGGUCGAGAGCUGGAGAAAAAAUCCACUUUGCUGCACUUUGUAACAUAAACCAGCUCCAGCACAACUAUCUCUUUAUCCAUGUAAAAGAAGGUUGUCCACCACUUGGUAUUAUAUGGUGGGAGAGCUGCUGGUGUACUGGUCAGCGCUACUACCUUUGGGUCCAAAGUUUGCAGGUCUGAAUUUCACCUCUAGCUGUAGUACCCUGAAGAAAGGUACUUACCCUGAAUUGCUCC
Scleropages formosus (Asian bonytongue) is the source of this 2193-nucleotide messenger RNA. It is a transcript of the gene slc7a10a, whose product is annotated as solute carrier family 7 member 10a. The coding region runs from base 46 to 1572 and encodes 508 amino acids. Gene Ontology annotation, molecular function: L-amino acid transmembrane transporter activity; neutral L-amino acid transmembrane transporter activity. The record is from RefSeq and is a predicted model, not a curated record. Gene Ontology annotation, biological process: D-alanine transmembrane transport; D-serine transmembrane transport. The transcript is spliced from 11 exons. Gene Ontology annotation, cellular component: membrane. NCBI's taxonomy places the organism in Eukaryota, Metazoa, Chordata, Actinopteri, Osteoglossiformes, Osteoglossidae.